CAGCACAGCAGCUCCUCACACUCGGACUCUUAAGACAAGACAAAAAACGACAAGACAAGAAACUACAAGACACGACAAGACAAAACAUCCAUAGUGACCAUACUUCUGCUGGAAGCAAGGCAGAAUCAAACACACAGAUAUGAAUCUCCUAAUAUCCAUUGUGGUUCUGGGCUUGUGCCACACACUCAACUACCCAACUGCGUCUGGAUCUGUAGAGGAGGGUCUGGGACGACCUUUUAUCUUGGACUCCAUUGAUGAGGCUAAAAAGCUUGUGGACGAAGCGUAUUUAUACUCUCGGCAGGAGAGUCUGGCCAGAGUGCGUAAGGACACGUACAUCAAGCCGUCUGAUAAACUGCGUCUGUUGAAGCAGCCCUCACGCAAAACCCGCAGUGCUGUAAGAGCUGCAGAUUACCUGGAGCAAACUCUCAGAAUCAUCGCUGAUAAAACACGCCACGCCCACAAGAGAUCCAUCAACGCUACAGAACUGAUUUCUCCUAAUGAGCUUCGCAUGAUCGAGCGUCUGACUGGCUGUGCUGCUCAAGUCCAGCCCCCUUCCUGCAGGACCACUCCCAACGUUAACAAGUACCGCACCGCCAACAGCGUCUGCAACAACCGGAAGAACCCGCUUCUCGGUGCAGCGAACACGCCCUUAGCUAGCUGGCUUCCUACUAUUUAUGAAGACGGGAUCUCGCAGCCUGUAGGAUGGAACCCAGGCAGACUCCACAACGGGGUCUCCCUCCCUCUGGUGAGGCUGGUGUCGAACCAGAUUUUGAGCAUGCAGGAUGCUGAUGCAAAGGGCGACAGUGAGUACACACACCUGGUCACCUUUUUCGGCCAAUGGAACGACCACGAUCUGUCCUUCACUCCCUUCUCACCCAGCAUCCGGUCCUUCAGCAGCGGCAUUGACUGUGACGCCAGCUGUGAACAGUCUGAACCCUGCUUCCCCAUCCGGAUUCCUAAUGGAGACCCACGCAUCUCCAGAAACAGCUGCAUCCCUGUGUUCCGCUCUGCUCCCACCUGUGGUUCUGGAAACACCGCCUUCAUGUUCGGUGGCACUCCCAACGUGAGGCAGCAGAUCAACUCCCUGACAGCCUUCCUGGACGUGGGUCAGCUGUACGGCUCUGAUCAAGGUCUUGCACGAGAACUUCGGGAUCUUUCCAACGAUAAAGGACGUCUGCUGGUGAACGACCGCUUCCAGGACAACGGCCGAGACCUGCUGCCCUUCACCAAAGUGGCCAGCAACAUGUGCUCCACACGCAAUCGCAUCCUCAACACCACGGGCCUGCCUGAAGUUCCAUGCUUUAUUGCAGGUGAUGUUCGUGUGGAUGAGAACAUUGCCCUCACCUCGCUGCACACGCUGUUUAUGAGGGAACACAAUCGCCUGGCUGACAUCCUGAGAGUCCUCAACCCCCACUGGAGCAGUGAAACCCUUUACCAGGAGGCUCGCAAAAUCAUGGGGGCCUACCACCAGAUUAUAGUUAUCAGGGAUUACCUGCCGCACAUCGUGGGUCCUGAUGCCAUAAAGAAGCUGCUCGGCCCAUAUCCCGGCUACAACCCCAACAUUGACCCCAGCAUCGCUAACGUUUUCGCCACCGCUGCUUACCGAUUCGCCCACGUUACCAUCCAGCCCCUCGUCUUCCGCGUGGAUGAAAACUUUGAGAACCACCCAAAGUUCCCCAGCGUCCCUCUGUAUGAGGCCUUUUUCUCACCCUGGAGAGUCGUGUUUGAAGGUGGAAUUGACCCUCUGAUCCGUGGUCUGAUUAGCCGCCCAGCUAAACUGAACCAGCAGAACCACAUGCUGGUGAACGCUCUGAGAGAGAGACUGUUUGCCUUCACCAGCCACAUCGCCCUGGACCUGGCGUCCCUCAACAUGCAGAGGAGCCGCGACCAUGGUCUGCAAGGUUACACUGCAUGGAGGAAGUUUUGUAACCUCAGCGAACCUCGCAACCAAGCCGAGCUGGCCACAGUGUUGAAUAACACAGAUCUAGCACGCAGACUUCUCGAGCACUACAAAACUCCCGCCAACAUCGACGUCUGGCUGGCGGGAAUAGCCGAACCUUUCGUCCCCGGAGGCCGAGUCGGACCCCUCUUCUCCUGCCUCAUCGGGACCCAGUUCCAGAAGAUCCGGCUAGGAGACAGGCUGUGGUGGGAGAAUCGUGGAGUUUUCACCAAGAGACAGAGAGACUCUCUGAUCACCAUGUCUCUGGCUCGCAUCAUCUGUGACAACACCGGCUUAAAGAAGGUUCCAGCUGAUCCGUUCCGCCUGAAGGCCAACAAAGCAGAGUUUGUGGAGUGCUCCAGCAUCGCCGAGAUCGACUUCACUCCCUGGAUUGAUUCUGAUUCUGACGGAGAACUUUUACCCGGACCUCCAGGACCUCGAGGACCAGCUGGAGAACAAGGUCCCCGGGGCUCACAGGGGAUAAACGGACCCCCCGGACCCCCCGGACCCCCUGGCCCCGGCUCCAACAGCACAGCACAGAAAUCUGCCUUUUCUAUGAAGCUCGGCUCCGCCUCCUUGCUGCCCAUCAAAAAGUUAAUUUUCCGUGAAGCAGUUUUCAACAGCUUUAAUGACUACAGCACUCAGACCGGCGAGUUCACCUGCAGAGUGCCCGGCCUCUACGAGUUCGUCUUCUCUCUGAGCAGCCCUCGCAGUGCCGGCAUCGUCUCGCUGAUGUGCAACAGCACCGCGGUCCUGAGCAGCGUCCCGUCCUCCCAGAGCCCGGGCAGGAUAACCUACAGCGGGCAGACGAUCCUUUGGUUACCGCAGGGCACUCGAGUGAGCCUGGAGGCCAGUCUAAGCAGCAGGGGUCUGUCCUCGGAAAGCUCCUUUAACGGACAUAUGCUUUUUACUGCCUGAACGCUCGUCUUCUUAACGCUUACAAGCUGCUCUUACCAAAAGUAUACUAAAAAUAGUCAUUUUAUAUUUUUAAGUAAUAUAGCUCUGGAAAAAAUUAAGAAACCACUUUAAUUUCUGAAUCAGUUUUUGUUGUUUUAUACUAUAAACAAUAGACAACAUUUCUCCCAAAUUCCAAAUAAAAAUUUCGUCAUUUAGAGAAUUUAUUUGCAGAAAAUGAGAAAUGGCUGAAAUAACAAAAAGAUGCAGAGCUUUCAGACCUCAAAUAACGCAAAGAAAACAAGUUCAUAUUCAUUCAAGUUUUAAUAGCUCAGAAAUUAAUAAUUGGUGGAAUGAUCACAGUUUAAAAAUCUCAUGCAUCUCGGCAUGUUCUCCUCCACUAGUCUUACACACUGCUUUUGGAUAACUUUAUGCAGUUCAGUUUGGUUUGAUGGCUUGUGAUUAUCAUCCACCUUCCUCUUGAUUAUAUUCUAGAGGUUUUCAAUUAGGUAAAAUCCAUGAAACUCAUCAUAUUUAAGUGGUCUCAUUUUUUUUCAGAGCUGUUUAAUACAGUAAGCAUUUACACACAUUCAGCCUGCCACAGUUUAGCCCCGCCCUCUAUUAGGUUAGGAAGGACUUUUGGCCAGUCUGGACUGUAUUGAAUGAGGCACAAUACAGGUAUAAGCCAGUGAGUACAGCACUAAAAAGUUUAAAUUAAGUAUUAAAUAAAAUACAUAGAAAGCUUUAGAACAUUCUAAUAAAUACCAAAUAAACUCAAGUUUGGAUAUAUUGUACUGUAGAAAUGUUAUGAUGUACUUUUAAUGUGAGAUAUACAGUACUUAGCUUUAGGCAUAGAACUGGAGUCUCCUAGUAAAACUUUUAUUCAUGUUUUAGCCCCGCCCACAUGUACAGUAUGUUAGGAGGAGUGUGUAAGUCUGGACUGUUUUGAAAGAGGUUUAAUCCAGGAAAGCCAAUGAGAACAGGACUAGUUUAAAAUUAGUAUUAAAUACACAAAAGCAUUAAAACAUCCUCAUAAAUAGCAGAUAAAAAAUAACUGUAAAAAUAGUUUUUACAGAAAGACUCUGGAGGCCAGCAUGCAAAAAAAUACUAAUUUAAAUGUUGAAAAAAUUGUAACAGUGUAAAAGAAAAAUUUAAACAUUUUUUUUAGUUUUUGGGAUAUGAGACCAAAUUAUUGGCGCUGGGUGUUUAAGAAACAUACUUUUAAUGUGAGAUGUUUUUAGCAUUAGGCGUAGAAUAAGAGUCUCCUAGUAAGACUUUUACUUAACGUUUAAGCCCUGCCCACGAUUAUGUUAGAAGGAGUGUGUUAGUCUGGAUAAAUAUUAAAUAUAUAAAGGAAUUAACCAGCAUUUUCAAUUCCAGAUAAAAACAGGUUAGAAGAUACUGUACUGUAGAAAGGUACUGAUGUACUGUAGAAAUGCAAUAUAUGACUGUGAAAAAUAGUUCAGCCAGAAAUACUCUUUAGACAGGCGUGCAAUAAAAAUACGAAUUUAAUCUUAAUCUUAAAUAUAUAUAUAACAAUUCAAAAUAUAACUUAAUUAUUCAAUUAUUUUAAGUAAUUGUUGUGGUCUUGGGUUAUGGGACCAAAUUAUCGGUUCUGGGUACGUACAUUAGCCUUUUUAAUGUCUUUUUUAAUGAGGUACAUAGAAAUGGAGUGUCCUAGUAGAACUUUUUUCACUUUUUGACAUUAAAACAAAUGGUCAAACGCCAGAGGGGCAAAGAAUGAAAGACUGUAAUGAAGUGCAAAGAAUGAGACUGUAAAAAAUGUAAUGAAUUGCAUUACUCAUUAAUUAUUUUAAUAAUUUAGCAAAACAAUAAGAAUAAAAAUGGUUGUAAAUGGUUAAAGAGUAUAAAAGAGUUAAACCGCAGCCAUAGUCAGCUCCACUGUUCAAUCUACAGUAACGCCAGUCUGGUUUCCUCUCUAUGCACUGAGGAAUAAGUUGAGGAAUACUGGAUUAAAUCAGGAAUACUGGAUUUAUUGUACAGCGCUGUUAUCAGCUGCUUCUGUUACAGGUGUGUAACUGUGUAAUUGUGUAAGCUUUUGUCAGUCUGAUAGAAUAAGAAUAAAUGUUUUACAUUUUUUAAAUGUAAUGAAUUUUGCCAUUGCAAUUUGAAGCCUGUUUGCUUUAUAUAUAUAUAUAUAUAUAUAUAAUCAUAGCACCUUUGAUAUAUAAUGUUUUUCAGGCCUUUUGAUAUUUUACAAAAAUGCAAAAUGCAAAUAUAUUGCAUUGCUUUUGAUGUCUGAUUUCUUGAUUGUGUGAAAGAUGCUUGUGCUGAUUGAUGUGUGAUGUUGCUGUGAUGUAUCUCAGUUUACACAAGAAAAUGUUAAUAAAGAAAGUGCAUACCUCAA
Molecule: messenger RNA, 5201 nt
Organism: Astyanax mexicanus (Mexican tetra)
Lineage: Eukaryota; Metazoa; Chordata; Actinopteri; Characiformes; Acestrorhamphidae
Product: eosinophil peroxidase
Exons: 15
Coding region: 140-2857 (905 amino acids)
Biological process (GO): response to oxidative stress
Molecular function (GO): heme binding; protein binding; peroxidase activity
Source: RefSeq, a predicted model, not a curated record